GCCCCUGGAAAUGCAUCCCCAUGGGGCAACUUCAAAGGGCAUCCAAGACAGCAGAUCAUGUGUCUCUCUGAAACCAGAUGCUAAGGCAGAGACCCUUUCUAUCAAAAUGACAAAUAUUGCUGCUCUGCUUAGACAACUACCAGAAUGGUCUGCUUGCUAAAGGACAACAACGUGUAUUGCAGUUUAUACCCUCGCUGGAAGUUCAGCAAGGAAAUGGUUAAGGCAUGCUGAUGGCCACUAAGCGAGUGAGCUCAUCUGAGCUGGAAAAGGCUCCAAGAAUUCUGAGCCACUCAGAGCACAUAAUAUCAGAAGUGGGGGAUAUCUGAAGCUGGAAGCAAAGCCACUUAGCGAAUUGCAACAUCCACCUAGGAUACAUUCCAUGCAUAUUCCGGACUGCAAGCCACCAGUUCUAGGUGCUAAUGCUGUGAGCCUAUUAAACUGGUAGCCAUGGAAACCCAAACCAAAGAAAUGGAGGCAGGAGAGAAGUCCCCUGAGUCCAAGGACUUGCUGCCCAGCCAAACAGCCAGUACCUUGUGCAUCAGUUCUCGGAGUGAGUCCGGCUGGAAUACUCCUCCCCGGAACAAAUGGGACAUUUACCACAAACCAGUCAUUGUGCUCUCAGUGGGCGGGGCAGUGUUCCUCUUUGGGAUUGCCAUUACUAGUCUGACUUGCCUCACCUUGGACAGAAACAACAGCACAACCAGCGCAAGCAACAACAUGGGCAACAAAACCAGCAACAUAACCAAGGAAGUGUUUAAGCUGUGUGGUCCAGCCUUCCUUUCCCUUGGCCUCAUGAUGCUUGUAUGUGGGCUUGUCUGGAUCCCCAUCAUCCGCAAGAAGCUGCGACAGAAGCAGAAAUAUCCCAUCCUUCAGAGCAUUAAGUCCUUCUUCCUCAACCGCUGAAGGUAGUCUCUCUUCGGUUUGGCCGCAAGGUCACUUGAGCAGGCUCAGUCCUUUUUGUUCCAAUGUCCUGCAAGUAAAAUCAACUCUGUUCUGAAGGUGAGAUCACCAUGCCCAUUUCUCCCUUUUGUCUGUUUAGGAUUAGCCUAUUUUGGGGCAGAAGUCACCAUGGCUAUGCCUGGGCCAUCCACUAGUGAAUGAGUUUUCCUUUUCAACAAAAGGAGCAUAUCUUUCCAUUGUCAAAUCAAACCCCAAAACAGUUACUUUGGCUAAACUUGAUUGUGCAUUUAGCACACUGAAUAUUGCUUUGAAUAUUGGUUAUACCUACUGACUCAAAGAGCUUCAAAGUGUACUGCCUUAUAUAUUUUCGUAGAAGAAAUGGCUUCUUUGGGGGCAAAACUGCUUGCAGAAAAUAAUUCUCAAAUGUUGUCUUGUAUGAAUGGGUAUAAUAAAUGGUUCAUGGAAAAACCCAUUCCACUGUGGGAGAAAAUUUAGAGUUUAGAGACCGAAGACAAAUGUUCUUAGAGUGGAAAGAGAUAUAGAAAACGCACUUGGAAAGUGAUAGGCAUACAAGUAUAUUGAACAAGGAGAAUACUGGAUCUUCUGUAAGGAAACUGGACCCUACUUGCAAAACCUGCCAAGUUAUCUUUGCUAGGUAGGUAGUAAUAUCCUUUAUUAGUCGGGGUGUUUUUUUUUCUUAUUGGUGUUCUUUUUGUUUUGAAAGGGCAGACUAAGAAACUAUAUGGAUCAGAUAUAUUUCCAUACACCAUAAAAUGAGCUGCAGACAAACUCCAAUGAACAGAAAGCGAUCCAAGGACAACUUGAAAAAAGUCAUUAAAUGAAAAGAACAAACUCUUUUAAAAUUACGAACAUGAAAUCUAUUUUUAAAAUAUACCUUGAACGGUUAGGAUGUUUUCGAUGUUUAGAACAGCUCUUUGUCCAUAUAUUUUGCCCUUCGUCAUCUGUUUGUGCUUGUGGUCGGGGAAAAAAAAAGAGUAACUGACAAUGACAUUUUCUCCAAGAGAAAAUUGAAAUGAAAUAUUUCAUUCAGACUAAAACCAAGUAGCUCUUGAAUGCUGAACUAUAUGCCCAUUCCGAAGAUCAGGAGUGCAUUGGACUUGGCAAGCAGGAAGGCGAGAACGGGCUUAGGCUCCAGUUCAAAAACAGGAGAAAUAAAUGAUCGGCACAAAGCGUCACACCAAAACGAUCUCAGAGACUACUUCAUAGAACACUGGAUUGUGGGUUUGUAACUGUUAUGCUGAAGAAUGGUGAGGAUAUUAAGAUGAAAUAAAUCAGAGAUGAAACCCA
This is a messenger RNA of Crotalus tigris (Tiger rattlesnake), 2208 nucleotides long. RefSeq names its product phosphoinositide interacting regulator of transient receptor potential channels (gene PIRT). Gene Ontology annotation, biological process: phosphatidylinositol-mediated signaling; positive regulation of cation channel activity. The transcript has 3 exons. The record is from RefSeq and is a predicted model, not a curated record. Gene Ontology annotation, molecular function: transmembrane transporter binding; phosphatidylinositol bisphosphate binding. Bases 448 to 903 code for a protein of 151 amino acids. Lineage: Eukaryota; Metazoa; Chordata; Lepidosauria; Squamata; Viperidae.